Molecule: messenger RNA, 2399 nt
Organism: Hypomesus transpacificus
Lineage: Eukaryota; Metazoa; Chordata; Actinopteri; Osmeriformes; Osmeridae
Product: glucosamine-6-phosphate isomerase 2
Exons: 7
Coding region: 360-1187 (275 amino acids)
Biological process (GO): N-acetylneuraminate catabolic process; carbohydrate metabolic process; N-acetylglucosamine catabolic process
Cellular component (GO): cytoplasm
Molecular function (GO): glucosamine-6-phosphate deaminase activity; identical protein binding
Source: RefSeq, a predicted model, not a curated record
UGCAUGUACGUGGAUGCCAACUGCUUCCAAACAUCAUUGAAGAAAAAGAUCCGGCAUUUCGUAAUUUUGCAUCGAGUCUUGGUUUCAAACGAGAACGGAGUAGAGGGUGGGGGCUUGGUUCUAAAAGUGCUUCAGUAGUAACCAGGCAGUAAAAGUAACGAAAACGAUACAAGCCUCGGUACACUGCUACACGGAAACGACCGCAACUGCGGAAGUAGGCUACUCGACAGACGCUUAGUUCGAGACUUCGAGUAGCAAUACUGUAAUCAGUAGUUACAACUAGGUAACAUUUUCAGCGGCAAGCUGCUGUUUGUUGGAACUGUCUGGAGGCAGCAAGCCUCAAUCAAAAAAAAUCUACAAUGCGACUUGUUAUUCUGGAGGACUAUGAUUUGGCUUGCGAAUGGGCAGCGAAAUAUAUUCGCAACAGAAUCGUCCAGUUUAAGCCCAAUGCAGACAAAUACUUUACUUUGGGGUUACCAACAGGAAGCACUCCAUAUGGCUGCUACAAAAAGUUGAUUGAGUAUCACAUGAGUGGGGACCUCUCUUUCAAAUAUGUGAAGACCUUCAACAUGGAUGAGUAUGUGGGUCUUCCUCAGAAUCAUCCUGAGAGCUACCACUCCUAUAUGUGGAACAAUUUCUUUAAACAUAUUGACAUCAAUCCUGCCAACGCCCAUAUCCUUGAUGGCAACGCAACAGACCUGGUGGCAGAGUGUGAGGCCUUUGAACAGAAGAUUUCCCAAGCAGGAGGAAUCGACCUGUUUGUAGGGGGGAUCGGACCUGAUGGCCACAUUGCCUUCAAUGAGCCAGGCUCAAGUCUCGUAUCCAGAACCAGAGUCAAGACUCUUGCCAAGGACACCAUAGUGGCCAACGCCCGUUUCUUUGGCAAUGACCUAUCCAAGGUCCCUACCAUGGCUUUAACAGUGGGAGUGGGUACUGUUAUGGAUGCCAGAGAGGUCAUGAUUGUCAUCACAGGUGCACACAAAGCUUUUGCUUUGUAUAAAGCAAUAGAAGACGGUGUUAACCAUAUGUGGACUGUGUCAGCCUUUCAGCAGCACCCCCGUACCAUUUUUGUGUGUGAUGAGGAUGCCACAUUGGAACUGCGAGUCAAAACGGUCAAGUAUUUCAAAGGUCUGAUGCAUGUUCACAACAGAUUGGUGGACCCAGUGCUCAGUAUAAAGGACCAGUGAGUGGAUGGUGAGACCAAGGCAGAUAUUUUGUACCUCAAAACGUAAGAUGCGUGUAUUCAGAUACUGUAAUUAUAACCAAGGUGGCCAUUUGGACAAUCCUGCGAUUCAGCUGUCAGUUGUGCCAGCUUCUGUACAUCUACUUCUGUACCCAACAGUUGACUUAUGACUACUGUGUCAUUUUUGCAUUGGUUAGACUAGCUUGGUAAGUUCUAUAAGGGUAUUACAAACGCUUAUUCUGUGACUGCAUAUGGCAUGGACAGAGUUGGCCAACCAUCUCUGGAGGGCAAAGACACUAAUCAACCAAUCAUAGUUCUUAAGUGUUGAAUAUAUCAUGUCACAUGUUUGAAUGUAGCAAUUUAAUCCCGACACCCUGCCAAAGCAGAUAUCGGCUUGGAAGACAGUAAUGAACACGGAUAAGGUUUAAUAAGCAUCGGUUGUUCACGGGUGUUUCAAAAUGUCUAGUUAAAACCACUCAACCUGUUCCGUUCAUUUAUUUGGUAUCAUUUUAUGGCACUAUGAUUGGUUUCCCAAUCUGUUUGUCAGGAAAUCAGGAACUUGUAUUGAAGGAAUUAUAAUUGUUAUAGUAUACUGUACACAAGCUACAAACAGCUGCAAAGAUUUUGCAGCUGUCUCAUCAUUUUGGAAUUAAAAUGGGUUUUCCCAAUAGUAGAGACAUAAAAGCAACCCAAGUCAAUUAAAGGAUUUCAAACAUAAAUAUAGCUUCAAGCAACUGUUGUUACGAGCUCCUCCAUAGGGGAAAGGUGAAAUAAGGCUCACAUACCUACCAUUUACUUAAAGAUUUUCACUGUAGAAAAAUCCAUUAUGGCAGACUUGAUGGACUCGAUGGAUGAAAAAGGUGCCACGUUUUUGAAAUGUAAGUUAGAUUGGGUGGAUAGGCCAUCGUUUUUAAAAUGAAACUUGAAUGUGAACUGUAGUACCCCUUAUGGCCGGAUCUGGUUUUACUGUAGGUAAAAGUUGUGCAAAAGUUUAUAAUUUUAGGUCAAGUAUUUUGGGAGUCAUUUGCCGUCUUUGGGCCAAAUUGUCUGUUACAAUGUUAUUUUCAUGUAAGUAGAUUCCUGUUGUUGUACAUUCCAUGUUCAGUCUUCUCAAUGCACCAAUAAUUUUCACACACGUCUGGGCUUCAGAAGUAACUUAAUAGAUGUUGCAUACAACAUGCUAGCUUGUGACUAAUAAAGAUGAUUUUGAAGAGGA